AUGCCUGCCAGUCAGUUGGAUGCUCCUCUAGCCAACGGGCACGACGGCCACGUCCAUCCGCCAGCAACGUCAGCCAAGAAGGCCAAGGGCAAGAAAGCCAUGGAUUCAAACGAGGCCACGCGCCUUCUCCACGCGCGCAUCUCCCAGCUGGAGCAAGAUGCCGCUGGGGAGAAGGAUCAAGAGCUGGAAAUCGAGCGCGAAGUCAAAAGGGCGAACCGAGACCUUCUGCAGCAGGUUUCCAAAAUGGACAACAUGCAAAAGAUUGACCAUCUCACCAAGCGGUCCAGUGAACUGCUGGCUGACAUGCGACGACUCGAGCGUGAGAAUCAAAAGAACAAGCGACGAGGCGACAACCUGCAAAAGGAACGAGAUACAGGCCGAACCGAGCUUAGCAAGACGGUUGGACUCAAGGAGAAACUCGAGAAGCUGUGCCGCGAACUGCAGCGUGACAACAACAGGAUGAAGACCGAGAACAAGGAACUUCAAACAACCCAGAAGCGGAACAACACUCACUGGGAUGAGAAGUACGCUACGCUGUUGUCGAAACUCGAGGGAUACCAGGAAGAGAAGGAUACUCCGAAAAAGCAGGUCGUGGACAUGGAGGUUGACGAACUCUUUCGAGUGCGCUUCAAGUCCUUCAUCGAGCAAUACGAAUUACGCGAGCUACAUUUCCACUCACUCAUGCGGACCAAAGAACUCGAAGUCCAAUAUCACAUGGCUCGGUACGAGAGAGAAAAGAAGAAUGCCGAAGGCGAAUCAGCCAAGGCCCGGCACCUCCAAGCCCAAGUUCAAGCCUUCACUAAGACGGAGACGGAGCUCAGGAAUCAACUCAACGUCUACGUGGAUAAGUUUAAGCAGGUUGAGGAUACCCUGAACAAUAGCAACGACCUGUUUUUGUCGUUCCGCAAGGAGAUGGAGGACAUGUCCAAGAAGGGCAAGCGGUUAGAGAAGGAGAACGAGGCUCUGAAGCGCCAAAAGGAGGCGACAGCGGCCAACAUCAUCCGCAUGGCCGAGGAGCGCCAGGAAUGGAAGAAGAAGACAGAGUCGGCCGAGAAGAAGUCGGAGAAGCUCAUGAGUAUCAUCCAACAGAUGCAACAGCAAGGACGCAAGGUACCGCCCGGCAUGGCCAACACGGUCGAGAGCUGUUACUCGGACAGCCACGGAGGGAAUGAAGGGGACGAGAGCGACUACUCUGACGAAGAGGGCGAGGAGGAAGAACUUAGCGAGUUCGACGAUGAUACAGAGGAGGAACCGCAAAGCAAUGAGCAAGGGACCCCGGUGCCUUUUGGCCCUGAGCGUCCUCCUCAGCCAGCUCCUGCGGCCGCUACCAACGGACACUAG
Fusarium keratoplasticum is the source of this 1341-nucleotide messenger RNA. RefSeq lists its product as uncharacterized. Gene Ontology annotation, molecular function: syntaxin binding. The record is from RefSeq and is a predicted model, not a curated record. The coding region runs from base 1 to 1341 and encodes 446 amino acids. NCBI's taxonomy places the organism in Eukaryota, Fungi, Ascomycota, Sordariomycetes, Hypocreales, Nectriaceae. The transcript has 5 exons.